ACAUCCAGACUCUAGGGACGGCAAGCUAGUAUACGGAAAAUGCUGACACGUGUGUCCAUGGCUGUGGGGGGGCGCGUCAAACCGGCGAGGGCUGUACGCCACGUGGAAAAAUGCCGGACGCGUAUAAAAGAGGUGAAUUGUAGUGCAUUGGCCAACCGAAUUCGCGAGAUGACUCCCGCCAUAGCAAUCAUAGGCGCUGGCCCAAGCGGUCUUCUUCUUGCACGCCUUCUUCGAUACCUCGGCGACAUACCAUCCACCAUAUUCGAACUCGACCCUUCGUCCUCUGCUCGCGGCCAAGGCGGCAGUCUCGACAUCCAUAAGGAGACCGGCCAAUGCGCUCUGGAAGCCGCCGGUCUCUCUUCAGAGUUCCAAAAAUAUAUGCGAUCAGAAGCAGAUCACCUCCGUCUGACGGACAAGACUGGUUUCAUACAUAUAGACGAAGAAACGCCCGGGGAAGGGCGUCCUGAGAUCGACAGAACUCAGUUGCGUCAACUCCUCAUUGAUUCUGUCCCAGCUAAAUCCAUCGAGUGGGCAUCCAAGGUCACCAGCGUACAGCCUACUCCCGACGGACGUUUCCAAGUUAUUUUGGCGAAUGGAUCGCAAGACCCACGCAGAUUCGACUUCGUGGUAGGAGCUGAUGGUGCAUGGUCCCGCGUUCGUCCUCUUGUAACAGACGUUCUCCCCUUCUAUUCAGGAAUCAGUGGUAUGGAGGUCCGUUUCCGCGAUGUCGACACGACACAUCCGGAGAUUUCCAAGCUGGUGGGGCAAGGAAGCUACUUUUGCCUUAGCGACGAGAAGGCAUACUUUGCACAGCGUCAGGGAGAUGGGAGUAUCCGCAAUUACGCUAUGCUCCGCGCCCCUGAAAACUGGAUAGAUGAAUGCGGUAUCGAUUUUUCAAACCCGCAAGCAGCCAAGGCCGCGCUAGUUGAGCGGUACUUUGAUGAUUGGAGCGAGGCCAACAAAGAUCUUGUACGUCUAGCUGACGAUGAUCACCUCAUUGCACGCCAGCUGCUGAUGCUACCUGUGGACCACCGGUGGACUUCACGCCCAGGAGUGACGCUGAUGGGUGACGCCGCUCACCUCAUGACGCCGUUCGCUGGAGAAGGCGUGAACAAUGCAAUGGUGGAUGCAUUGGAACUGGCAGAAAAGAUGGUCGCUGCCCUGAGAGACGGCUCAGCUGGAACGAUGCAGGAGAAUUUGGCGAAAGCGGUGAAGGAAUACGAGGAGGGUAUGUUUGCCAGGAUCCAGCGCGUAGCACAUGACACCUUGGAGGGUCUGGGCGUCAUUUUCACUAAGAAUGCGCCUCUGGAAUUCAAGGAAAUGAUGGAACGACUCAGGGCCGGCGGUCACGAUUUGUAGACUCAAGACCCAGUUAUUCUCUCCCAAGCAUUCCCCGUCUUUUCUAUCGCCUAGCAAUCGUCACCAUUAAAUGGGACUGACAAGAUCCUAGUAGAUAAUAGGCAGUUUUCACUUUUGUACUACUGUAAUUGUAAACAGGUAGGUUGAUAGUUAAAGCAGAGCACAAAGUGUAAUAUUGGCGCACGCAAGAGC
This is a messenger RNA of Guyanagaster necrorhizus, 1551 nucleotides long. RefSeq names its product monooxygenase FAD-binding protein. The record is from RefSeq and is a predicted model, not a curated record. NCBI's taxonomy places the organism in Eukaryota, Fungi, Basidiomycota, Agaricomycetes, Agaricales, Physalacriaceae. Gene Ontology annotation, biological process: response to antibiotic. Gene Ontology annotation, molecular function: monooxygenase activity; FAD binding. The coding region runs from base 169 to 1359 and encodes 396 amino acids. The transcript has a single exon.